AUGUUCUGCCAGACCGGGGAAUGGAUCAGACACAAGGAUGCGGGUGGUCGUGUUUCAGGGGGGCCGGCCAAGUCCUGCAUUGUGAGCCCCAAGAGGUUGGAGCGUCUCCUUGAGGUCGCCAGCUUCGGCUUCAUGCAUUGCUUUACUCGGAUUCUCAGGCGACGGGACAGCUGGGCCAGGGGCCAAGAGCCAAAGGCCAAGGGCCAGGGGGGCAGCCGCAGAAGUCUGCCAAAAGCUCAAGGUCUCGAGGUAGCCAACGAGGAUGGUUUCGGGACGCACCAGAGGAACUUGAUACCCAAGCCCAGGUCCAGGUCAGGUCCGAGACCAGCAACACGAGCUGAGCAUGCAAGUCUCGGUGCAAGAUCCAACGGUUGCUUGUCUAGGGCGUGCGGGCCAAGCAUGCUUCGGGGCGCUGAGGAUCGACAUCGCGGGAUCUGA
This is a messenger RNA of Verticillium dahliae VdLs.17, 438 nucleotides long. RefSeq lists its product as uncharacterized. Bases 1 to 438 code for a protein of 145 amino acids. NCBI's taxonomy places the organism in Eukaryota, Fungi, Ascomycota, Sordariomycetes, Glomerellales, Plectosphaerellaceae. The transcript has 2 exons. The record is from RefSeq and is a predicted model, not a curated record.